AUGGCCUACCCAUUAGAAGGACAUGAAGUGAUCCUGGUGGUAGUACACCAGCUAAGCAAGUACGCCCACUUCAUCCCUCUGUAUCACCCUUAUACAACCAAGUUGGUGGCUAAGGCCUUUGUCAAUAACAUUGUCAAGCUGCAUGGAUUUCCAAGGACAAUAGUGUCAGAUCGGGAUAGGGUCUUUAUGAGUUCAUUUUGGAGGCAGCUCUUUGAAUUGCAAGGCAGCCAGCUUAAGAGGAGUUCCUCCUAUCACCCACAAACGGAUGGCCAAUCCGAAGUGGUCAAUAGAACAUUGGAACAAUAUUUGAGAUGCUUCAGUGAUGAGGAGCUACCACCACUCUUGGUUAGCUAUGAAAGGGGCUUAACCAGUAACAAUGAAGUGGAGAAGGAGUUGAUCAAUAGGGACGAAGUACUGGCCAAAGUUAAAAGAGAGCUCAAGAAGGCCCAAAGUCGAAUGAAGAAGUACCAUGAUCAGGGAAGAGUGUUGGAGAAACUUGGCAGUGUGGCAUAUAAGCUUCAGCUUCCACCAACUUCACAGUUGCCCCUAGUAUUCCACGUUUCCUUACUCAAGAAUAAAGUAGGUGAUCCAAGUCUCAUUGGUGAGGAGUUACCCACAGUGGAUCAAGAAGGAAGGAUCCUCAUGAAACCCAAAGAAGUGCUUGGAUGA
This is a messenger RNA of Carya illinoinensis, 669 nucleotides long. RefSeq lists its product as uncharacterized. Gene Ontology annotation, molecular function: nucleic acid binding. The coding region runs from base 1 to 669 and encodes 222 amino acids. NCBI's taxonomy places the organism in Eukaryota, Viridiplantae, Streptophyta, Magnoliopsida, Fagales, Juglandaceae. The transcript has 3 exons. The record is from RefSeq and is a predicted model, not a curated record. Gene Ontology annotation, biological process: DNA integration.